UAUUUUAAUCAAUUUGGGUUCAAAUUAAUACCACGAAUCAGUUUGCACCCCAUCACCACAAAGUGAGAAGCAGGAUUUGAAGCAGAGAUUGUUGAUUGGAGAAAUUUUUCAUUCAUCACUUCACACAAGAGAGAAGUUAGCUAGCAAAAUAUAAAAAUCUGAGUACCAAGAAUCAAGGAGGUCAGAAGCCACACAACAUGAAUUUCUCCAGGCAGCCUCUGGCUAGCUACAGGGAAUGGAAUAACAAAGCUGCUAAAAAAUAUCCAUUAUCCUGUAAAACUCCCAAGACUAGGGAUGAGAGACAGAAUCUCGAAUUAGAGAAUGACGCGGCAAUGGCAAAUAGAGAUUUGAGUAUUUAUGAUUUUCGUAACAUACGUGCCUGUGAUUCCGAAAGUUCCUCAAGUGAUUCACAAAAUUACAAACUAUACCUUUCGGACAGUGUGUCUACUAAGAGUUUUAAGAAAUCAGCUUCAUAUCAGGAGGUAAACAAUGAUUCGUCACAUAUUCAACAUAAAACUGACCAUACUGUGAUACUUAGUGACUCACAUAGCAGUAGUAAUGAUAAUUCACCGCAAGAAGUCUUGAGAAAUAAACCAAGUGACUUUACUCCAUUCUAUCAAAGUCCAAAAAAAAAUUUGGAUCGCCCCAUUGCUACAAUAAUUUUAGACUCUUCCGAUAGUGAAAAUGAGAGCUCACUCAGCAAAGAACAAUCCAGAGGUAUCAGUUUGCACAGUAAUGACGACAGUGUUCUUUACACAUUAAAAAAUAAUCAGCAUUCUGCAUUUGAUCAGUUGAAAUCGAGCACCUAUAAUUCUCGAAUAACUGAUGAUUUAUCAUCAAGUUCUACUGAAAGUGUUCAAAAAGAUCCAGUACCAAGAGAUUUUAAAAAUAAGGAUAAAAAAAAUAGUCAGUAUGGUAGGAAUAUGGAAGGACCAACUGCAUCAAUUACUUCCAACAGCACAUAUUUUAGUCAAUUUCUAAAUAUUGUUCAAAACAAAGAUCGCCAAAAUGAUUUCCAAGUAAUAAGUUCCUCUUCUGACAAUGACGAGAGUCCAAUUCUCAGAGGUUCAACCAAUCAGAAGAGGGGCAAUAAUAAUGGAAAACUUUUUAGUAGUACAAGCAAAUUGAGCAAUAAAAUAGCAACGAAUGAUAAUAGCUCAAGGAUAAAUACUUCUGGUGAACGUGACUUGGUGGAUACUACUUGUAGGUCAAAUACAAAAUCUAUACUUUUGUCAAAAGCCUAUGAUUCAGUCAAACUAACCAAAAAAGAUGCACAGAAGAUAUUUGUGGCUGGGAAAAAUUCAAGUAAUCCACGAUGGACUCCAAAACUAUGUCCAGAAUUGGCUAUGCUUGAGAGUGAGCCAAUAUCCAGCUAUUCACAAAAUAAGGUGACUGAUAACAAAAGUAAAGAGAUCAUUAAUGAAACUCCAAGCGACUACGUCCUGUCGCAAUCAAGCUCUGAUGAAGAAAUUAUUAGAAAGUCACCCUCAAAUUUGAAACCUACUAAAACCCAUGUUAGUAGAUUUAUUGAUACCCCUAAACAAGACGAAGCAUUCUCAAAAUUGUCUGACCGAAAAAAGAACGAAAUUUCGCGCUGGCUCGUCAACAAUACACCAGGAUCUAGUAGCUCCUCUAGCAUAAUUUCGGAAAGCAAUAGAAACAGCAGUUCUGGUAAUAGUAGCUUAGAAAGGUUUGAGAUGAAAUACGAGACUCCAAACAAUAGAGGUAAAAUAUCAAAAGCCACUUCAUCUGCAAAAGUAAACACUGUACAAAGUACACUGGAUCAUUUGAUAUACAAAGGAAAAACAAGUAUCUUUAAGAAGAAGCCCACAGCAGUUGUAGGUCAAGAAAAGACAACAGUCAACCAGUUGAAAAUACCUCAGAUCUUUGACAGUACCAGUGUUGACAAAACGGUACCAGAAAACAAGAAAGUUAUACCAGUCAUAACUGAGGUGCAAAAAUUGAAUAUUGAGGAUUGCCGGGAUAUUUUAGAUAAACUGUACGGCAAUAAAUGGAGAAAUGAAGCCAAUGCUAUUUUAACACCACAAAGUGAAUUACCAAAUAGAAAACAAAGGGUAAUCAGGAAGCAAAAUAAAACUGAAAGGUUUGUCGUAAUUGGUGGUACUAAAUAUACUGAUAUCGUCUUUUUUGAUGCUUUUGAAACUAACAAUCAAUAUUUUAUUUCCAGAAAACCAACGAUUGGAAAGUCUUUCAAAAAUCACAAAAUCGUAAUAUCUAGCUCUGAGGAUGACGAAUUUGAUGCUUUUAUCAAAGAUAUAAGGCCAAAUUUCAAUUCAACGAAAAAAAAGGUGGGAGCUCAAGAAUCACGAGAUAGUUUUAUUAAUGAUAAUUCGCGCUCAGAAAAUAGCAGUGAAAGUUUCUAUCAUACAGCAUUAACGAAUCCUAGGGACUCUAAGAACACCCGGGUACAUUUGCCUACGCCAAUUUCUGCAAUGACUCAAAGGGCUAUUGAAAUCUGUGACUCAGAAUCUGAAGAUGAAGAUGACAUUCCUCCGCGAAUGCACAAGGAUCUAGUUAAAAAACGCCUGUCAUUCAGCGAGGAUGACAGUGGUUCAAGUACAAGUGAAUUCGAUCCUGGUGAACUUGUCCUUCCAAAAACAAAGGCUACAAAAGCGCCUAUCAAAAAACCUCAGCAAAAGUUCGCGUCUGCUACUAGUCUCCUAACAACUAAUCAAGGAUCAAAAAAACCUAACAAAAAGAGUUUCUUGGCAUCUUUAUCCCCGAGUGUACCGAUCUCUGAUUGUCAUCCUGAGGCAAAAAUAUAUCGGCAAAAUUACAAGAACACGAAAGAGCAGCUGUGCCAGCAUCUCUUCAAAUUAUACAACAAGGAAAUUUUUGAUGACAAGCUGCCACACAACAUGUCGAUAGAAUGGAAUGUGAGGAUGCGAGGAACAGCUGGUUUCUGUUAUAACAAAAAAUCCGUAAAAGCACUUGGGGGUAUAGUAAGGUCUUCCAGAAUCGUUCUAGCUACCAAAAUAUUAGAUACUCCGGACAGAUUGAGGGACACAUUAGUUCACGAAAUGUGUCACGCUGCUGCUUGGUUAAUCAAUAAUGUUUCUGAUGGUCAUGGACCAUAUUGGAAAGGAUGGGCUAGCAAAGCAAUGAAAGUCUUUCCAGAUCUUCCCCCAAUAAGAAGAUGCCACGAUUAUCAAAUCAAAACUAAAUUCACCUACAGAUGUGUGAGCUGUGGUUAUAGCAUUGGAAGGCAUUCGAAAUCGUUAAACGUAGAAACUAAACGUUGCGGUCACUGCUAUGGAAAGUUUGAGCUAUUGGUGAACAGGACUACAAGAUCUGGUACCGCGCAAAUAGCUACUCCCGUUCAGGCCAGAACACCCAAUGGUUUCGCCCUCUUUGUCAAGGAGAAUUAUAAUACAGUAAAAAAAAAUCGUCGCAGCAUAAAGCAUGGAGAGAUCAUGAAAAUUCUUGGGCAAAAGUUUUCAGCGAUUAAAAUAAGACAAAAGUCUGGUAAUGAUCCUGAAUAAUAUUAGUGGAAUACGUUCUUUCAUAAUAAUGUACAGAUGCAAUCAACUCUUAGCGUUAUCGAUGACAGAUGUCAUCCAUUGCAGGCACUGGAAUUGUCUAUAUUUGAAAUGACUUUAUUUUCUUAUUAUAUUGACCCACUGACUAUACAGAGAAGUGCAUUAUUUUUUUACUGAUGCUAUUCUCUGCGUAAUACUUAUGACCUUAGUUUUGUACAAAACUAUGUUCGAGAGAGCAAUGACUUGUGAAACAGAACAUAAUUUACGAAUUGUUGGACAGAAUUGAUUAUUUUUAUAGUGUCAAUAAAUUUUUGUAGUAU
This is a messenger RNA of Athalia rosae (coleseed sawfly), 3820 nucleotides long. Its product is annotated as serine-rich adhesin for platelets-like. NCBI's taxonomy places the organism in Eukaryota, Metazoa, Arthropoda, Insecta, Hymenoptera, Athaliidae. The record is from RefSeq and is a predicted model, not a curated record. Gene Ontology annotation, cellular component: nucleus. Bases 198 to 3503 code for a protein of 1101 amino acids. The transcript is spliced from 9 exons.